GAGGAGCCCCAGUCCCAGCAGCUGGAGGUGGAGGGAGCAGCCGUCGGCGCCUCUCAGUCCGGCGCUGGGCUGAGCAGGAGCCCGGGGAACGAGCCCCCCAGCCCGGCUGAAGGGAGACCCCCUGCCCCGCUCCCCCGGGGACAGGAGACCGGCCCCAGCGAGCCGGGAGCGCAGCGGGGGAGCCCAGGGCCGGCGAGCGCGGCAGCGGCCAACAGGCUCCCUGAUCCCUAUACAGAGAGAGGAGGAGAAGAAAAGACACCAGCCCUCUACUGCUCUGUCCUUGUGCCAGGCUGGGCUUGGAAUCCGGAUUCCCUCCCAAUCCCCUGCCGCUCCUGGGCUGGAAAUCCACAUUCCCCUGGUCCUGCUCUAGGAAUCUGGAUUGCACCUUUCCUCCCCCGCCCCAAGGCCAUGCAAAAGGGCAAGUGUGAACUCCUCCCCGAUCUGCCCCCAAGGCUCUCGGUGGAGCCCCAGGCAUGGCGGGGAGGCCAAGGAGACGUCCGGGUGACAGUCCGGGGGCCCAGCUCCCAGCUUGAGGAUUAUGCCGCCCCGGGGCUGGGACAGAGAAAGACCUUGGUUGUCCUGGAUAUCGUCUGUCUGCUCGUGGCCUCCGUCCCGUUCUUGGUCUGCGAGGUUGGCCUGGUCCCCCCCAUGCGCCGCGGCUUCUACUGCAACGACAGCAGCAUCCGCUACCCGCUCAAGCGGGCGGAGACCGUCAGCGACACGGUGCUGAUCUCGGUGGGGAUCCUCAUCACCUCCCUCUCGAUCUCCCUGGGCGAGAGCUACCGCAUCCACUCCCUGCGCCUGGGCUCCCGCUCCUUCGUCCCCAACCCCUACGUGGCCGUCCUCUACAAGGAGAUCGGCGCCUUCCUCUUUGGCUGCACCGUGGGCCAGUCCCUCACCAACAUGGCCAAGAUCACCGUCGGCCGCCUCCGCCCCCACUUCCUGGCCGUCUGCCGGCCCGACCUCCUCAUCCUUAACUGCUCCCGGGGCUACGUGGAGGAGUACACCUGCACUGCGGGGCCGUCGGAGGAGAAGGAAGCCAGGAAGUCCUUCUACUCCGGCCAUGCCUCCUUCGCCAUGUACAGCAUGACAUACCUGGUGUUCUACCUGCAGGCGCGGUUAACCUGGCGGGGCGCCCGCCUGCUGCGCCCCCUGGUGCAGUUCGUCCUGCUAUUGCUGGCCCUGUACACCGGGCUCACCCGCAUCUCUGACUACUGGCACCACCCCUCGGACGUGGCCGUGGGCUUCCUGCAGGGGGCGCUCAUCGCCUACUGGGUGGCCUUCCACAUCUCAGGCAUGUUCCACCACAAGCCCCCAGCCUCCCGCCUGCCCCAGCUUUGCCCCGAUAGCCCGGACUCCAGCGGCCACACCAACUGCUAGGCGUCGUGCCAGAAUGGGGGGCUGGAGGGAUCCCCCUGCUAGGACCAGCACCCAGCACCCAGCUGGCCUCCGCACGGCGGGGGGGAGAGCCAGCCCCUCUUUCUGCUCCUCCACAGAGCACGUGGUCCUACGUGCUUCCUCUCCGGCAGGGCUGGGCUUUCCUCUGUUGCUCUGGUCGCCGCCGUCUGUUUUCCAAGCACUUUAAUUUCCUCUUGAAUGCCUGCCCUGGGUCAGGCCGUCACCACCUCCCGAAAGGCUUCCUGUUGGGUGGGGUUCUCCUCUGUCCGCCGCAGGAAAUCCUGCCUUCCUUUGGCCAAGGCAUGGCAGGAAGUCUCACCUUUUUCUAACAAGGAUAUCGCAGACGCAUCGCAGGAAGUCCCACCUCCCUCUGGCAAGGGCAUGGCAGGAAAUCCCGCCCGCCUCUAGUAUGGACAUCACAGGAAGUCCCACCUUCCUGUGGCAAGGGCAUGGCAGGAAGUCCCGCCUGCCUUUGGCACGGACGUCGCAGGAACGCUGCAGGAAGGCCCGCCUUCCUUUGACAUGGGCAUUACAGGAAGUCCCACCUCUCCCCUCACCACCCCCACACACAUUGGGAUUUCCCAGAUCACUGAAGGAUUAUGACGACGAUUUGCAUGUUACGCUUUGGCCACCUUCCCAGACUCUGCUACCUGCCCCUCCAAUGAAAGGGCCCCUCCCCUCUCCGCUGCCGGGGAGGAGGGCUGUGAUUGGUGGACAGGGGGAUGAGGAGGGCGGGGAGAGCGGCAGGUGGUCGAACAUGAAGGAUGAACCACAGGCUGCUGGGCCAUGGGAGUGGGGUCCACAGGGACCGCUCAAAGGGGGCUCAUCCAUGCCACAAGUGGCUCCCUUUCUCAGAUGCUUCCGGGCUCCCCCUGGGGGCUGGACUGUGCCUCUCGCCCCCCCAUGCCCAGCUGGCCCUGAUAAUGUGAAUGGUAUUUUUGUAAUAAAUGGUACAGACAA
This is a messenger RNA of Chelonia mydas (Green sea turtle), 2358 nucleotides long. RefSeq names its product phospholipid phosphatase 3. The transcript is spliced from 7 exons. Gene Ontology annotation, biological process: phospholipid metabolic process; signal transduction; phospholipid dephosphorylation. Bases 409 to 1380 code for a protein of 323 amino acids. Gene Ontology annotation, molecular function: phosphatidate phosphatase activity. The record is from RefSeq and is a predicted model, not a curated record. Lineage: Eukaryota; Metazoa; Chordata; Testudines; Cheloniidae.